Messenger RNA from Gymnodraco acuticeps, 769 nucleotides. RefSeq lists its product as uncharacterized. Bases 17 to 769 code for a protein of 250 amino acids. Lineage: Eukaryota; Metazoa; Chordata; Actinopteri; Perciformes; Bathydraconidae. The record is from RefSeq and is a predicted model, not a curated record. Gene Ontology annotation, molecular function: nucleic acid binding. The transcript is spliced from 6 exons.
CUACAUCAUCGUUUUAAUGCCAUUGAAGACCAGACAAAGACCAAGCGGCUGCACUGAUGACGAAUUGGAUUCAUUGAUCACCACAAUAAAAAGUGCAAUGCCAGAUGCUGGCUACCGUGUAGUCCGAGGUGCUCUACUUGCGAAGGGACACAGAGUGCAAUGGGAACGGGUGUAUGCAUCCAUGCAUCGUGUGGACAGUGUUGGUGUGCUCGCCAGGAUGACCCGGAUGGGAUGUGUGGUGAGGAGAACAUACACAGUUCCUUACCCUAAGUACAUGGUGCACAUUGACACCAACCACAAGCUCAUCAGGUACAACUUUGUUAUCUUUGGGGGAAUAGAUGGCUAUUCAAGGAAGAUUAUGUACUUGAAGAUAGCAGACAACAACCGGGCUGACACCCACUUGUGUUUCUUCAAUGAAGCUGUGAACGAGCACGGGUUUCCUCUGAGAGUGAGAGGAGAUCAUGGUGGAGAAAAUGUGGGAGUAGCACAAUUAAUGUUCUCAGUUCGUGGAACUGACAGUAACAGCUUCAUUGCAGGGAAAAGCGUACACAAUCAACGAAUUGAACGCCUCUGGCGUGAUGUGUUCAUGAGUGUUACGGGUGUCUUUACAACACCCUGCACUCUCUUGAGGAACAACACCUGCUUGACAUCAGUAACGUCCUGCACAUCUUCUGCUGCCACUACGUUUUCUUGCCACGCAUCCAAGCCAACCUGGAUGUGUUCAGUGAGGCCUGGGCCAACCAUCCCAUCAGGACAGAGCAAAAUCUGA